CAAUAAUCAACGGGUAUAUAAGAGAGCGCGCGUGUAAUACGUUUAUGUAGGAAUGGCGGAAAAAGAGAAAGAGAAAGAGAAAGCGAAAGCGAAGGAGAAUGGUGAAGUGACGACGGUGACGGAAUCGGCGGCUGGGGAAUUAGAGGAGUUGCCGAAGACAAUUGUCCGGCGGCUGGUGAAAGAUAAGCUCUCUCAGCUCUCUGCCGAGUCUGAAAUCACCGUUUUCCGCGAAGCCCUGCAGGCCUUCUCCGAAAGCGGUCGCAUCUUCAUCCACUACCUCACCGCCACUGCAAAUGAUAUAUGCAAGGAGUCGAAUAGGCAGAUAAUAAAUGCCGAGGAUGUUUUGAAGGCGCUUGAGGAGAUAGAUUUUCCAGAGUUUGUUCAGCCUCUCAGGGCCUCUCUUGAAGAAUUUCGCCAAAGGAAUGCUGGAAAGAGAUCAGGAUUCAAGGCCAAGGAAGCUGAUAGAAAGGGCAAAAGGAAAGAGCCACCUACAGCAGAAGUGGAAGAUGAGCAAGAUGCAACUAAAAGUGAUGAAAGUGAAGAUGGUGCUGAUGACUGAGGAGAUUUUUCCCUAAGUUAGCAUAGCCACCCCCCCCCCCUUUCCUCCUCCUCUUCUCUCUUAAGAAGGUAGCCAAGCAUAAAUUAUAGUAAUACGGUCCAGAUGGAUAUAUUGGGUAUGCUUGAGCGUGUGUAGCCUAAGCCUACUGAAAGUUGACGUGGUUUACAAAAUUGGCAUUUUUGGUGCAGUCUCACUUGCUAUAUUAGGCUUUUCUUUGGUCUUCUUGAAAGCUGAUACUUGCGUUAACUGAGUCUACCUAUUGGCCAUCCCUUUUGCUUCUGUCCUCUAAAGACUGAAUUGGAAGAAGGGAGAACAUUCAGUUGCAAAAAUAUGCUAUAUGAUGCUGAAAGCUACUACUAUUUUUAAAUGCUGAAAGCUACUUGGAACAAAGAAAAUUCCGUUCACCAUAGAAGGCUAUUUUCUCUGUAAAUUCACCUUGGCUGAUGUUUAUGUUUCAUAUCAAUAUUUUCCAGUU
Messenger RNA from Coffea arabica (coffee), 1034 nucleotides. Its product is annotated as DNA polymerase II subunit B4. Gene Ontology annotation, cellular component: CHRAC; epsilon DNA polymerase complex. Gene Ontology annotation, biological process: heterochromatin formation; DNA damage response; leading strand elongation. Gene Ontology annotation, molecular function: protein heterodimerization activity; chromatin DNA binding. NCBI's taxonomy places the organism in Eukaryota, Viridiplantae, Streptophyta, Magnoliopsida, Gentianales, Rubiaceae. The record is from RefSeq and is a predicted model, not a curated record.